This is a messenger RNA of Mercurialis annua (annual mercury), 1225 nucleotides long. Its product is annotated as probable F-box protein At2g36090. The record is from RefSeq and is a predicted model, not a curated record. The transcript has a single exon. The coding region runs from base 73 to 1107 and encodes 344 amino acids. Gene Ontology annotation, molecular function: protein binding. NCBI's taxonomy places the organism in Eukaryota, Viridiplantae, Streptophyta, Magnoliopsida, Malpighiales, Euphorbiaceae.
AAAAAAUAUCUCCCUAUAUAAACCCCAUAACAUAAGUCAAGUUCAUUUCCUCUUCACCUAAAACCUCGUAUCAUGGCUUCUUCUCCGUCCCCGUCGUCAACCACCGUAGAAAGAGGUUGCUCCGCCAAUAUCUCCGCCAUACACGAAGACAUACUCCAAACACACAUCCUAACACGGCUGGACGGUCCGAGCUUAGCCUCAACUUCAUGCACCUCACCGCACCUUAACUUUCUCUCUUCUCAACGUGAUCUCUGGUUCAACAUUUGUUCAUCCACGUGGCCUUCUACAAGAAAUCCACGUGUACUCCAUGUCAUCUCCUCCUUCCUUCCCGAUGGUCCUCGCUCCUUCUUCUCCGCUUCCUUCCCGCCGGUCAUGUCCAACAGUCACUCUUCAGCUAACACGACGCCGUUUCCACCGGAAUUAAUCUCCGCCGUUGAUAUUUACUACAAAAACGAACUCAUUUUCAGUAGAGUUACGGAAACAGAAGCGGAGUCCAGCUGGUUUAAUUGCUCCCCGUUUAGAAUCGACAUGCUGGACCCGAAGGACACGUGUCAAACCAUGAUACGGCCGCCGGAAAACGAGGAGGAUCUUUUUACAUUAUCCGAGGAACUAGAGCUGAGCUGGAUUUUAAUUGAUCCAGCAGGGAAAAGAGCCAUGAACGUGUCAAGUAAUAAACCGGUUUCGGUCCAAAGACAUUGGUUGAGCGGUGAAGUACACGCGCGGUUCGGUUUGGUUUUAAGCGGCGAACCAAAAGGAAGGGCGUCGGAGUUUGUGCAGUGUGGAAUUCUGGUGACGUGCGGCGGAGGAACGCAGGGCGGAGGAGGAGGGAUGCACGUGAGGGAAGUGAGUUUGCAAAUGGAGGACAUGGAUGGUAAGUUUCUAAAAGGGAAGGGCAGUUUGGGAAUUAUACAAAGGGCAUUUGAGGGUAAAAAGGGAAUAAAAGGAAGAAUGGGAGAAGAAGGGAAGAGGAGGGAUGAGAGGUUCUUGAAAAUGAAAAGAGAAAGGAAAGAGAAGAAGUUGAGAAAUGAAGGGACUUUAGAUGUUCUUUGUGUUGCCUUUGGGAUUUUAGUUUUUGCCUCACUUGGCUUAAUUCUUUUACUCAAAUAAAAUAAAAUAAAUAAUUAAUCAAUUUUCGAAAAAGACAUAAAAGAAAGUUUAAUAUCAUUAGAAUAUUCCUCAUAAGGUCAAACUUUUAAUUCAAACAAAAUGUAAAAAUUUUACUUCU